Molecule: messenger RNA, 2377 nt
Organism: Procambarus clarkii (red swamp crayfish)
Lineage: Eukaryota; Metazoa; Arthropoda; Malacostraca; Decapoda; Cambaridae
Source: RefSeq, a predicted model, not a curated record
AGGGGCACAUAUACAACAGCAGCUGAGUGUGAGUUAACAAACUAUAAAGUGUCUACAAGUACCAGUGCGUUAAUAUUCCCUACCGUGGUCAGAUGAUGGGGUUCACUGCUGGUGAUGGGGCUUAUAACAGGACGUGCCAGAAAAAGCCAGAUGUAGGACAAUGAACUCCAAUGUUACGCCCACUGAAGAGAGACUGGUACCAUCAUACCACCGUCCACCGUGUCUGUCUUCCCUUGCUGCUGGGGCCGUUGCUCGGAGCCUCACGUAUGAGGAUUAUGAAGAAUGCAAUCAUUAUAGAUGGGACCCUGUCACAAUAUGGCAAUAUGAGUUACCACAAAAGAAGAAAAAAAAUAAAAAGUCUGCUGAGAGAAGCCAGAUAUAUAACCUGAAUGAUGUGACAAUGCCAGUUCCAAAGCCACAAUGGCAAGAAAUGAGGAAGUUUCGUGACUGGUGGUGGAACACGAGUACGCUUGGAAGCCUAGAUUCAGUGCUGCGUGCACAAGUUGUAAAUGCUUUUGAGCAGUUAAGUUGGACCUCCAAAACAGAGGAAGAAUUUGUCCUUUUCUUGCUACUCCGACUCUGCGUUGACACUAGGAUUGAACUUGGUGGGGAACGCUUUGAAAUUUUGAGUGAAUGGUGUUUGGAUCUUGCUCAAGUAAUAGCACAACUGGGGCCAUUCCCACUUCAGAAGUUGUUUGUAACUGAUGAUAAACUGGGAAUUAAGCCUGUCCUUACUGCUCUGGUGCAACAGUCUCCACAUCUACAGGUGUUAAAAAUGAAUCAGUGGGCUCUUAGUAACGACUUCAUGAUAUCUUUGGGGAGUCGCUGCAGGAUGCUUACAGAAUUUGCCAUUCCAUUCAUGCAGCCACAAGUGUUUAUGAGUGAUGAGUCAUUAUUUGGAUGUUUUUUUGAUGGCAUGACAAGUGAAGAGGUUGUAUGCUGUUGGAAAGAAGGCACAAAACCAAAGAUAUCAUUUGGUCACCUUAAAUAUGUUGACAUUCUAUACUGGAAGCAAACAGAAAGGUUUAUUCAAAUGUUGUGUGUUUUCUAUCCAAAUGUGCGCUUGUGUGGAAUUGAUGCUUAUGUGGACGAGAGUGCAAAGAGUCUUGUACAACCCUUCUUGGAUGUUGGGGCCCAAGUCAUGGCAAUGAGGGUCAGCUGCAGGACCAAAGGUAUUCUUGAUGAGAGAUUAAGGAGUCUAGUCAACAAUGCUCCAGUCUUACGAGAACUUAGACUGCACGUCGAUGAUAACUUUGAGGGUGCAGACUGCAAUUCUGUGUUUGCAAGGAGAUUGGAAGAAGCAGGAGCAAAACUAGAGAAGCUGGUGUCUCAGAUUAGUGCAUUUGAAUCUCUUGCCCUUCGCCCCUACGAAGAAGUAGACAUCAUGAAAGUUGUUUUGCCGACACUACAUGCUCAAGGCAGCUGUAUUACCAGCCUGCAUAUUUGUUACGAAUACUCUCAACUUAACUCCAACACCCUUUAUCAGAUCAUUAACCUGUGCCCAAGGUUAUAUUUUCUGGCAGUGUCUGUGGCAAUGAACGAUAGUGAUGAUGCGUCCAGAAACUACAGAACUGUCCUUCGCCCCUGUGUGACGUUGCAUACCCUCGUGAUCCAGGACAUACCCUCGGAGACUGACACCACACCUGACGCUUCCUUCACCAUGGUGGUGGAUAAUAUAUUGAAAUCUGCUCCUAACUUAGAGAUGCUGGGAUUGUCAUGUGACCUGGACAUGGAAGACGAGUUUGUUCUUUUAUCGUCUGAUUCUGUUAAAACUCUUCAUCUUCAGUUUUGCUCUGAUUUAGGCAGUCUGUCAGCCUUGCAGAUUUUCCUGCAGCACCUUCUACCUAAUUUUCCCAAUCUGAGGACCCUUUCCUUGGAUGAAAGAGAUGGUACUCUUGACUUUGAGUCGCUGGCCCCGGUGUGUCGGGCUGAGAUCAGUGUCACAAGAUGGAAACCAGAGUUUUUCCAGUUGCCAAAAUGGGAUAGUUCGUGUGGCUCGCAGAAUACGUUCUCUCUAUAUGUGAUGUAAACAUAUCAGAAGGCAGUCUGUUGUUGUCGUUCAUGCAUUGAUAUCUUGUUAGUUCAUUUUUAUUUAAUGGCUGCAAAAAUGUCAGUAACAUUCCCCCAUCAAGUAUUUUAUAAAUUGGUAAUAAUACUGUAUAGCAAAAUAUAGCCCUUUCUCAUUUUUUCUUAAGUGUUGAUAGUGUCAUGAACCAAGACCCAAAAAUUAACAUCUCUAUUAAUUUGGUAUACAUGUUGACCUCAACAAUGCUAAUACUACUGACUGUGCCGGCUGUGCACUAUCUAAUGUACUUCUUGAAUCAUGUUUCUGUAGACCAGCACAUUUAAAAUAUUUUAUAUAAACUAAUUUGUAUAA